Messenger RNA from Cynara cardunculus var. scolymus (artichoke), 1024 nucleotides. RefSeq names its product transmembrane emp24 domain-containing protein p24delta9-like. Gene Ontology annotation, biological process: endoplasmic reticulum to Golgi vesicle-mediated transport; Golgi organization; intracellular protein transport. Gene Ontology annotation, cellular component: COPII-coated ER to Golgi transport vesicle; Golgi apparatus; endoplasmic reticulum-Golgi intermediate compartment. The record is from RefSeq and is a predicted model, not a curated record. Lineage: Eukaryota; Viridiplantae; Streptophyta; Magnoliopsida; Asterales; Asteraceae. The coding region runs from base 202 to 843 and encodes 213 amino acids. The transcript has 4 exons.
AUACUUUCUUGUGCUUCUGGUUUACCCGUGAAGAUCUAACAACACAGAUGCGACUGAAAUCCCAUUGACUCUUGGUUCACUUGGGUGUUUGAUUCUUCAAAGUUUGUUUCAUCAAGAAAUCCUCUCUCUACGAUAGAUCCCUGAAUAUAGCUGAAAUCCCAACUCGAAAUCACCUUCUGCAGAUCAAGAUCUCUGUUAACAAUGAAGCUUCAAAGAUUUGCAGUCUGUAUCGUUGUAAUCAUAGGGCUUCUAUCCACAAUCGCUCAAUCAAUACGUUUCGAACUCGAAUCGGGUCAUACUAAAUGCAUAGCAGAAGAUAUCAAGAGCAAUUCUAUGACUGUUGGUCAUUACUCCAUAGUUAAUCCUAAUGAAGGACAGCCUUUACCUGAAUCUCACAGAAUCACUCUCAAGGUGACUUCGGCAUAUGGGAAUAGCUAUCACUCUGCUGAAAAUGUGCAAUCGGGUCAAUUUGCUUUUCAGGCUGUCGAGGCUGGUGAUUAUAUGGCUUGUUUUUUUGCUAUCGAUCACCAACCAGCGCUUAAGAUUCCUAUCGAAUUUGAUUGGAGGUCUGGUGUAGCUGCCAAAGAUUGGUCCAAUGUCGCCAAGAAAGGUUCAGUAGAUGCGAUGAACUUUGAGCUGAAGAAACUGGGAGAUGCCAUAACUUCGAUUCAUGAGGAGAUGUUUUAUCUCCGAGAGAGGGAACAAGAAAUGCAAGAGCUUAACAAAAUCACGAACUCAAGAAUGGCGUGGUUGAGUUUUCUUUCGCUGUUUAUAUGCUUAUCGGUGGCAGGUUUGCAGCUUUGGCACCUGAAAUCGUUCUUUGAGAAGAAGAAACUCAUUUGAGAUCCCUCUGUUCGAUAUUAUGUUUUCGUGUACAAUUUUUCGUCUCUUAAGAGUCAACACACGCUCAUUACUUGUGUCUCUAAAUACUUGUAGACGUCCUGGGAACUUCUUGUUAGGAUCGAAAAUCGCAUCUAAAUCUGAGAAAUUAAAGAUCCCUUACUUACGAUUCCGCUUUUCGGCA